CGUUUAUUUUUUAUCAUGCAGUUCCUAUUUAGGACUUCAUAAUGUAUUCUAUGAAAGACCUGCUGUCAUGGUGGGAAGUACCUGCAAUUGCUCAUUUCUUUUCUUUGUUUAAAAGCUGUUUUUCUCUUACCGACUUCACAAUUGAGGAAUUAGAAGAAGCGCUACUCACAGAUGGGGAAAAUGAUGCUUCUACCGCAUUCACAUCCAAACUCUUAAUGGAGCUUUUACAAGGAUGCUACAACAACUCAAACAUAAGUGUUACAAACUACCAUGAGACAUUGAUUGACAUAAUGAAGAGAAGAUGGGAGAUCGAGGACGGACGAGUCAAUCCAUUAUCUUCAAUAUAUUCCGACUUUCACAGUUUACCAACUCAACUUAAAGUACAAAUCAUUCACAGACUCACUGAGUAUAGACUGGACGCACAGGAUGUUGACGAAAAGUUGUCAGGUCUCAAUCCAUCUGACCUGCGAUUAGAACCACUUGGUUCCGACAGAAAUGGAUCAAAAUAUUGGUAUUUUUUCGGUGUCAGAUUAUACAAGGAAACCCCACCUUUGCACAAAUCUGGGAAACGAAGAAAUGGUUCAAGUCCUUCUGUGAAAAGAAGCAAAUCUAAUGAUCCUUUCUGGGGAUUUCCUAAGAAACAUCUCGUCGGGAAGAAGAAACAUAAGAAGAAGGGAUGGAAGAAGAAGAAACGAGAGGCGGGAGAAGAUUAUGAAUAUUUCAGUAGUGACCGUUUAUCUGAUAGCAAAUGGGAAGUAGUGUGUUAUAAUGUGAAUGACUGGAAGCAACUUGCCAAGAAAAUGGUGGCCGGCAUCUCAGAGAAAGAAGAGGCACUCCAUCAACUUAUAACUGAGAACUUUCUUCCAAAUCUUCCGAAGAUAGUGGAAGACAUGGAAAAUCAGAAACUUCAGAAACUGCAGGCAGAACCACGAAGGUCUUCUUGUCGACUUUUGGCAAAGAAACUGUAUGAGGAAGAUGGGGGGAUAGAAUUGAAGAGAGAAGAGCAAGAGAACGUUCGACGAAAAGAAGAAGAGAAGAGGUUGGAGAUUGGAUUUGAAAAGAUGUUGAGAGUCGAACUUGAUCGAAGAAAACGUGAAGCUUACUCUCGGUGGAGAAAAGAACAAGAAGAACAAAGAAGACAGAGGUUGGAAGAUGGACUUCUCCUUGAUGAUGAUUCCAGCAGUGGAAGUGAGAGCAACACCGAUCCAGUGAGUCCUCCACAAAGAUCCCAAUUGAAACGAGAAUCUUCAUCAAACCAGCUGCAUCAACGCAAAGAUUCUGGGGUCAAAAUGACGAAAAAUGCUGUUUCAAAAAAAACCAAAUCUACAGUUUCUACUGAAAACAAAAUUAAACAAAAGCUUCAAAGUGAAACUUCUGCCAGUCCUCAUCCAGAUAUAAGUGACCAUGAGUAUGCUGUUAUGCAAAAGACAUGGGAGGUGCUAGACAACAACCCAGAAGCUUGGCCAUUCCAAACUCCAGUAGAAGAAUCAUAUGCUCCUGGUUACCAUAGUGUUAUCAAGAGGCCAAUGGAUCUGUCCACAAUUGAAGAUAAACUAAAGCAGCAGAAAUACAGCUCAGUUAAAGAUUUCAAAGAAGACAUCACUCUCAUGUUUAACAAUUGUCGGCUUUACAAUGGCCCCGACAGUGAAUACACUGAGGUGGCAAACCAAUUGGAUGAAUUGUUUCAAACAACGCUCAGUAAGAAUCUUGGGGAAAAACAAACAUCUGUGAAAAGUACAACUAAACAAAAAACUGCCCCAUCACGGAAAAAGAGUCCAAGUCCGGAUGUUGCUCUAGAAGAUGAAGAAGAGGAGGAACGUUCGGAUGAUAAUUCUUCCUCAGAUGAAUUUACUCCUUCAUGGGUGUCGAAGACACAAGCAAAGAAGAUGCGACUCGCAUCCAAAUCCAAGGAUUUAUCGAAAGGAAAAGAGAGCAAGGGAAGAGGAAGAGGGAGAUCACUGUCGAGAAGUUCUCUCAAAGAGUCCUCUGCUCCUACUCCUCCUAAACCAAAGAACAUCCGAAAGAAACCACCUCCGAAGAGAAAGCUGAGAGGAGCAACUACGAAGUGGACGACCAAGGAUGAGAGUGAUAACUCCGAUCAUGAUGCGGAGAGUGACUCUGGAAACUCGGAUGCGAGGAACAAUGGGAAUGUGGAGAAGGAAGCAGCUACGAGGGGAAGGGGGAAGUACAGAAGAGCGUCAAAGACCAAACUCCGCUCAAAAAAUCAUGAUUCCGAUUCUUCUGAACCAAGUUCUGUUUCUGUUAAUGGAAAAAAAGUUGUACCGGAAGUGGAAACAGCAGUUGAAAGCAAUGAUAGACUUACUGGUAAUGAGAACGUUGCUUCACCUCUUAAAUCCCCAUUGAGUAAAGAUUCAGAUAAAAAUUCGGAGUUAAAUGUGAAGUCCUCUUCCGCUGACCCCUCAGAGAAGAUUACUGAGUCAAAUCCUGCAGAUGUUGAUUCUUCUUCCUCAUCUUCAAGAGGUUCCUCUCGAUCUCAAUCUCUAGAGAAGUUUGAAAAAUUGGAAGAAGAUGCCAAAUCUAAACCUCAAGUGAUGUGGUCACUUGAUUACUUAGCGUCCCAGGCUCGUGUGCUGGAAGAACAAUGCAAAAAAACUGAGUCCAGUUCAGUAAACGGCCGGCAACAGCCAGUUGUCACUAAUUUCACGCACUUCUUACCAGAUAAGAAACUGGACAUAAAGGACAAAUCAAGUAUAUUUUCUGCACCGAAGUUUACCCCAGAAAGCAACCUGAAAUUUGUGCAAUCAAUAUCAGAUAAAGAGAGAAGUCAAAAGUUGGGGAAAAGAAAAAGGAAAGAAGAGUCUGAUGUCUACUCGUUUAAAGACGAAAACAGUCCGGAUCCUGUGUUCAGCCGGCUCGGUGCCGCAAACGAAAACCCGGCACAAAUCAAAGCUACCACCCCUUCCCCAAAGCAGAGCCCAACCACAGUUGUCCAACGUCAAAAUACGGAAACAGAUUCAACCCAAAAGAUUACAAAAUCUCCAGCCACGCCUGUAAAUCCUACUCCUAAAGCAACAGAAUCGACCACCCAAAGUUCCGCCACACAUGCAGGGAAAACUAACCCCUCUACAUAUGCCCAGUCUCAUUCAUCUUAUUACACCACCUCUCACAAUACAUUGGUGUCUUCCCCAGCUUUAACAACAACCAGUUGCAAGCCAGUGAAUGCUUACACCACCACUAUAUCCCAGGCACCCCCUGCAACUGGUUAUUCCCACCAUGUACCAGCGGUACCUACAACCAUACCAGGUGGCCGUACAACACAGCAAAACCACCGGCCACCUUUGGAAGACCGAUCACGGUCCCAAACAGAGCGCGACAACCCCUACUUAGCGAGAAAGGCAUCUCAGGACGUUUACCAAGAUGCAAAGAUGUCUUCAUCACCAAACCAAAUUACUCGCCGGCCAAGUUUACCCGCUCAAUCGGAGAAGCAUAACACAUGCCCAAUUCCUGCAGUAGUUCAUGCAAACAACAAUACCCAUAAAAUUACUCCAAACCAAACCUCAAACGAACCAAAUCAUCCGUCCAUGUCAUAUAAACACCCAACGAGUGUGAACCAAACUGUUGACAUAAACAAUCGACGGCAUUCGUUAUCAAACUACUCACAGCCUGAUAAUAGUCCAACAAUUCACACUAAACCUUACAAUAAAUCCCCUCCCGACUGCCCUGCCACUCAACCCGAGAAAAAAUCCUAUUCUCAACCCCCCCAAUACUCUAGCAGUAACACCAUGUCCGCACAACAGGGGGGUCAGAAAGUCGGGGCUACGAGCCAAAAAUCGUACCCCAUAAACACCCCUACAAACACCCGUGCCUCCCAUGAGCCCCAACACCCCCCACCCCCUAAACAACCCACAAAACAACACUCCCAAAACCCCCCAACCCCAGAUAACAGUGUAAGAUUGCAAAAACCGCCGUCGAAAAAUGACACCCAACAGGGUAGAAUGCAAUCUUAUGAACAAGCCACCCCUGCCAUGCACAGAUCCAGUCAAUAUCAUGAUCAACAGAACUUCUACCCUCAAGAAAAACAAGUCUCUGCUGAGAGAUCUGGUGGUGGCUACUAUAGAAACUCAGCUAGUCACUACCAAGAAGACAACCACGCUGUAGCAGCCGCAGCAACCAUGUUGUUUCAAAACCCCACCAUGGCAAACCUGGGGCUUCCACCUUGGUCAUUAUCUCAAACACAAACCAGUCAUAACCGGUCUCAACCGAGCUCUACCAGCACCACUGCCAAGUCAAGUGCCAUGACAGGUGCCUCCCACCAUGAGAGUGGUAACCACCGGCAACCGCAUCACUCCACACAGAUCUGUCAAUCUUCCUCCGUUUCCACCUCAAGUCACGCACAGUCCAAUCGUCAUUCAUCUAACGCUCACCGAAUGAGCAACAAGUCACGGCACCAGUCCACGACCUCCGACACCGUUGGCUCCACGGCUGCUAACACUGUCAAGUACCGUGCCACCACUGCCCACACCAAUAAUAACCACUGUCCACCAGCAAGCGUGGCAACUGCCAGUCAAUCUGGUUCAAAUACAACUAGACAUGAUACAGCUACAAAUGAACAUUUCCAGCAGCAUAAGAGUUAUGGGGACUACAGAAGUUACCGUAUUCCCCCAACUCCCGCACCCACCCCACUGAGUCGUGAAUCCCACACCCCUGGCUACUCUCCUCAGCAACAUAAUGGCUUGCUCUCAGCUACUGCAGGGCCCACCAACAACACCUCCCUGCUACACCAGGAUCUCACAGCUUCUGCUACAUUAAGAGCGUUGCAACAACAACAUAAAGGUGACCGUCCUUCCCCACACGCAGCGGCAAGCAUGUUACAUUACGCAGCUGCAGUACAACAGUCUCAAGGUGCCGUUGCCGCUGCCAACGAACAAUAUAAUCGUCUUGCUGCAUCAGGUAAUAACUUAUGUGAAAAUACAGGCUCCGUUGCUCAGUGGCGCCAUCAUUGUAAGUAAAGGACUACAACUUUGCUAUCAAUACACAGCC
Molecule: messenger RNA, 5001 nt
Organism: Ciona intestinalis (vase tunicate)
Lineage: Eukaryota; Metazoa; Chordata; Ascidiacea; Phlebobranchia; Cionidae
Source: RefSeq, a predicted model, not a curated record